Messenger RNA from Mytilus trossulus (common blue mussel), 1854 nucleotides. RefSeq names its product AP-1 complex-associated regulatory protein-like. The record is from RefSeq and is a predicted model, not a curated record. The transcript has 9 exons. Gene Ontology annotation, molecular function: AP-1 adaptor complex binding. Gene Ontology annotation, biological process: negative regulation of substrate adhesion-dependent cell spreading; regulation of Arp2/3 complex-mediated actin nucleation; negative regulation of cell motility. Bases 81 to 851 code for a protein of 256 amino acids. NCBI's taxonomy places the organism in Eukaryota, Metazoa, Mollusca, Bivalvia, Mytilida, Mytilidae.
UUUCCUGUUUACACAGGAAAUAAAUGUCUGCUCCCAUUUGAUGACGAUCAUGUUGUGAUAUUGUUUAUUCUUCCUCAAUCAUGGGGAAUUGCUUAGGAAGGUGUUUUGGUAUUUCUGACAAAAGAAGAAAGUUUUUGAGAACAAGAUACAAUGUAGAAAGAGAUAUUUCAAUAGAGUUUGAGAAUCUGAUGGACGAUGACAACAAUGAAGAUGAAAUGACAAGAUUGGUGACUGAGAAAGAAAAACAGCUUUUGUUGAAUAAAUCUUAUACGGACAUCGUUAAACACCAAAAAAUACUUGAUGCAGAAAUCGACUCUAAGUUGAGACAAGAAGAGGAAGAAAUCCGAGCUGAAGAAGAAAAGUUCUAUGAAGCUAAACGUGAAGCAGCACGGGUUGCUAAAUUUCAAAAAGCAAAAGAGACAACUGCAAAAAAUAAAAAUACUUCCAAAAGCAAAUCAUGGCUUGGUGAUGAUGAAACAGAAUGGGAAAUAGCAGGAGGAGAAGAUGAUUUUGAUAUGUUCUUAGAAAGUGUAAGGGCGCGAUCCCUCAAAAAGACUCAUUUAAAUCACGGCUCAACAGAUGGACAUAGUUCCACAAGUUCUUUAUCAGGGACACAUACCAAAGACAAAUCAUCAUCGAUAGACUUAGAAUGGGAACACGAAGAAGGUGUAGUGCCUCAAAAGCGACAAAGAUCAUUAACUGAAGAAAACCUUUAUGCUACCAUUGGUACAAGAAACAAAGAAAGUCCAGCACAAUCCGUUGAAUUAGAAUGGGAUAAUGACUUUGUAUCGGCUGACUGUGAUACAGAAAAACUUCUUACAUCUGAUAAAAGAUCUCGAAAUGAUUCCUAAUACUACACAUUCCAAUGUGAUAUGUUUUUGUGGUUGUUGCCAUUAAAACUUAAAAUGAUGUAAGGUGCUUUGUUUUUUUACGAAAACAAAACAUUUCAGGUUGGCUUUAUUUGUUUUUUUUUCUAAUCACUUUUUUUUUGUUGAUACUAAUUUAUUUAAACAUGUUUAAUCUUUCAUGUACGUACAUAGCUAACCCAGACUUUGUAAUACAUAAGUUUAACUGUGCCGCCAGUUAGGGAUGAGGGAGUCUUAUGUUUUCAGUACUUUUGGCUUCGUUAUUACAGUACUAUGUGGUUAAAGUUUUUACUGGUAGAUUACAGUUUAGGUCAGAUUUUAUAUACAUCAACUUGAAAUUUGAUGUAUAAUUUCAUUAUGAAAUCCAUUUGUGUAUACAUGUAUAUGCCAAAUGAAGGUUUUGAUCCUUCACGGUUUAUAGAACUUGAAAAUGUGAAAGGUUUUAAGUUUUGGUUUUUAAGAUUAUAUGAAGCCACAUCAAAUUGAAAGUAAAUACUCAUAGAGAACAAGUUCAUAUAUUCCAAAUGGGGUUUGAGGUAAUUUUCCUGGUUAACAGAAAAUUGAAAUAUGAAAUAGAAAGCUGGGCAUGGUGUUCUUUGAACAUUUUCUUUUGUUUUUAAAUUAUAAAACCUGAUCUUUAUCGUAAAUUAUUUUGUUCUUAACAUGUUUUCCUGUUUGAAUACACAAAAGUGGAUUUGUAGGUUUUCUCAAAAUUAAAGAAGCCUUAAUUCAACCAUAUAUAAUGUCCUAUCCAUUUGACACAAUGUUUGAUAUGAUAUAUUUGAAUCAUUAUAUGCUAUAAUAAACAUUCCAAUGCAUAUCAGAUAAGUAUGAAUGUAGAAUAUAUGUUUUUUUGUUGUGAGCAACAUUUUGGAGGAUCCAAGUUGUAUUUAUAAUUCAGUGUACGUUAUUGAGAAUUUAUAUAUACAUAAACAUAUACAUUUUAUAAAGAAGCCUUUAUAUCUGCAAUAAAUGCUGUGAAAAUAGA